AUGGCCGGCGGAGAAACCCAGUUAAUAUUCCCCUACACAAUUCUCCAGGGACGCACUGACCAUCAUAGAUGCCCAUAUGUGGUCGGCAAGAAGAUAGAAUUGCAGCUCAACAAACCCUAUGAAGGACAAAUCUUGACCGCCACAAUAGUGAAAAUCUUCGAACCAUUCACCCUUUCUUGUGCAAUGGUCGUUAGAAUUGAUUGCCCCACUUUUGCAUCAGAAAGCGAUAUGGUAUUGAAGCUUUUUGACCCACGUUUUGCCAUGCAGCUUCGAGAGGAUGAAAAAGUCGGUCCUUGGACUUCGAGCAAAGAAAGGAAGUACCACCAAUUUAUCCUCGACGGGGGUGCAUCGGAGCUGAUAGCCGACCUCAACGACGAGAACGGAAUAGCGCACCUGGAACAACAGACAUGGAAUGAAGCUCAAAACGAAGCCCACCUGUUUUGGCGCAUGUCAGAGUUGUUUGACACGGAAAUCGCAGCGUACAACGCGCUCAAGGAUACUCAAGGAAUCACCGUCCCCAAACUGUUUGCAUCUCUCAUAAUCCCCAGCUCUAAUGGAGAGCAGGAAGUGCAAGUCAAGCAGUAUACCAAUGUUUCUGGACUUCUUUUGCAGUACAUCGACGGGUUUCCCUUGACCGAUAUUGCUGAUUAUGCCCCACGAGAGAGCUGGCAAUCCGUCUGCGAAGAGGCCAUUCGAGUUCUUCAUGUGACCGGCGAUCACGGAAUACUGAAUGAUGAUGUCAACACACGAAAUUUCAUUGUGCAGAGGAACAAGGAAAAUGAAUAUCGUGUUUUCAUGAUCGAUUUUGGACUAUGCAGCUUUCCUGAAGAUUUUGACGACGAGGCCGAUUGGAUUAAGUGGAAGGCAAUAACAGAUGAAGAAGGGGCUGUUGGAGUUGUCAUGCACAAAAAGCUAAAAAGUGGGUUUGUCUACACUCCAUCUUCCCGUUAUACAUAUCGAGAUCCAGACGACGAGAUGCAUUCGGAUGAGACGGAUAAGGAGGAUUCAGAUCAGAGGGAGUCAGAUCAGAAGGAAUCAGAUAAUUAG
Penicillium pulvis is the source of this 1047-nucleotide messenger RNA. RefSeq lists its product as uncharacterized. Bases 1 to 1047 code for a protein of 348 amino acids. The record is from RefSeq and is a predicted model, not a curated record. The transcript has a single exon. NCBI's taxonomy places the organism in Eukaryota, Fungi, Ascomycota, Eurotiomycetes, Eurotiales, Aspergillaceae.